Messenger RNA from Prorocentrum cordatum, 528 nucleotides. NCBI's taxonomy places the organism in Eukaryota, Dinophyceae, Prorocentrales, Prorocentraceae. The record is from the annotation of a GenBank genome assembly.
AUGGCUGGGCCGACCGAGUUCGACUGGCAGGCGCUGAAGAGGGUUGCUCGUUAUCUGGCAGGCAGACCGAGAGCUUCGAUCCGGUACCGCAUGCAGGCGCCGGUGAACAAGAUCGAGGUGUACGUGGACAGCGACUUCGCAGGAGAUCCCAUCACCAGGAAGUCAACGACAGGACUGGUGGCCAUGGUGGGAUCGCACCUGAUCAAGGGCAGCAGUACACUGCAGAGCCUCACCUCCCUGAGCGUCGGCGAGGCGGAGUUCUACGCGGUAGUCAAGGGAGGUGCGGUUGCGUUGAUGUUGAAGGCCAUCUACGAGGACUUCGGCGACCACAUGGAGGCUCUGGUGCUAAGUGACAGCACCACCGCGGGGAGCCUGGCAGAUCGUCUGGGAGUUAGGCAAAGGACCAAGCACAUCCAGGCGAGGUUCCUUUGGGUCCAAGAGCGGGUUCAAGACCGGGACCUGAAGGUGCAGAAGGUUCACACUUCGAGGAACUUGGCGGACUUGGCGACCAAGCCGAGUGCAGAGUAG